This is a messenger RNA of Ipomoea triloba (trilobed morning glory), 1875 nucleotides long. Its product is annotated as shaggy-related protein kinase epsilon-like. Lineage: Eukaryota; Viridiplantae; Streptophyta; Magnoliopsida; Solanales; Convolvulaceae. Gene Ontology annotation, molecular function: protein serine/threonine kinase activity; ATP binding. Gene Ontology annotation, biological process: signal transduction; protein phosphorylation. The transcript is spliced from 12 exons. The coding region runs from base 559 to 1875 and encodes 438 amino acids. The record is from RefSeq and is a predicted model, not a curated record. Gene Ontology annotation, cellular component: cytoplasm.
AGAAUAUUUUAAUUUCAUUUCUUCCUAGUAAGGUAUUUCGGUUGUAUGGUAAAUUAGAGUGUUAGACCCGAAUGUUUAUGUAUAACACUGAUACCAAAGGAAAAUACCUAACUUAACGAAAUUGUCUCCCCAUGGCCAUGGCAGUUACAUUCCCGCCAAUUCCGGACAAUCUCCCGCAACGAACAAAUCUGCGGUCCGAAAUCCACCUGUGAGCGCGACUAUAAAAUGGCGGCAUGUCGGAAUGAUUAUGGCAUUGAGUCGAACGUUAGAGCAGGAAACGUCUUAGCCUUUUUUCGGCGAGAGAAAAUUAACAGAUCGAGUUUUCCUGUCUGGGAAAAUUCUCUGUUGUUUUCUCCGUCUGUUCGUUAAACGCAGCGGCGAGAGCGAGAGGGGAGAGAAGCGUCGCGUCGCGUAACGUCGUCGUUUUGUUUCGUUUCGUUUCGUUCUCUCCCUUCUCCCUCUACCUCUCUUUCUCCUUCUCUUUCCAUUCUCUCCCUUCAAAACGGUCCAAAAAGUAGUCGUUUUGGGAGAAGUAACAGAAAAGAGGGAGAAAUCAAAAUGGAUGUGGUGCGUCGUUUCAAGACCACUGCUUCCAGUCGCAAUUUGGCUUCAGAUCCCGGAGGGGAUCUUGCCAUAAGGAAGGGCAAGGAUGAACAAGAAGUUGAUAAGCCAGUCACCGGGGAAGAAGAACAAUGCAGUACUGCACCAAAGCAGGAUAAAGCUUCUACAUCUCAGGAACCUACCACGAGCACAUCGAAUGUUGCUGAGGACAACAAUAAGGAUAUGGAGCCUUCUGUUGUUAGUGGUAAAGGAACAGAACCAGGUCAGAUCAUUGUAACUACUGUGGGUGGUUCUAAUGGACAACCGAAAAAGAAGUUGUCUUACAUGGCAGACCGUGCAGUCGGUUCUGGUUCUUUCGGAGUUGUUUUUCAGGCCAAGUGCCUUGAAACUGGUGAAACAGUUGCGAUAAAGAAGGUGCUACAGGACAAGAGGUACAAGAAUAGGGAGCUCCAGAUCUUGCGCAUGUUUGAUCAUCCUAACGUUGUUCAGAUGAAGCAUUGCUUCUAUUCGACAACCGAUAGGAAUGAAGUUUACCUUAACCUUGUUAUGGAGUAUGUUCCUGAGACUGUCCACAGAGUUUCUAGGCACUAUAGCAGAAUGAACCAUCACAUGCCCACUAUAUAUGUGCAACUAUAUAUAUACCAGAUUUGCCGAGCUCUAAGUUAUAUACACAACGUUAUUGGUGUGUGUCACCGUGACAUCAAACCACAGAAUCUAUUGGUUAAUCCUCACACACACCAGCUAAAGGUUUGUGAUUUUGGGAGUGCAAAGAUAUUGGUGCCUGGUGAGCCAAAUAUUUCAUACAUUUGCUCACGCUACUAUAGGGCGCCAGAAUUGAUCUUUGGAGCUACAGAUUAUACAUCUUCGAUUGACAUGUGGUCUGUUGGUUGUGUCAUGGCUGAGUUACUUCUUGGACAGCCUAUAUUUCCUGGUGAAAGCAGCGUCGACUUGCUGGUAGAAAUCAUUAAGGUUUUGGGAACACCGACUAAGGAGGAGAUUAAAUGCAUGAACCCAAACUACAAAGAGUUCAAGUUUCCACAAGUUAAAGCUCAUCCUUGGAACAAGGUGUUUCAGAAAAAAAUGCCCCCCGAGGCACUGGAUCUCGUGUCAAAGAUGCUUCAGUACUCACCAACGACUCGUUGUACUGCUUUGGAAGCCUGUGCACAUCCUUUCUUUGAUUCUCUGAGGGAGCCAAAUGUAUGCUUGCCAAAUGGAAAACCUUUGCCUCCUCUCUUCAACUAUAGUCCCCAAGAGCUCGCUGGGGCGUCUGCUGAUCUGCGAAACCGCCUUAUUCCCGAACACCUCAGGAAAUGA